Molecule: messenger RNA, 408 nt
Organism: Suhomyces tanzawaensis NRRL Y-17324
Lineage: Eukaryota; Fungi; Ascomycota; Pichiomycetes; Serinales; Debaryomycetaceae
Product: peptide-methionine (R)-S-oxide reductase
Exons: 1
Coding region: 1-408 (135 amino acids)
Biological process (GO): response to oxidative stress; protein repair
Molecular function (GO): peptide-methionine (R)-S-oxide reductase activity
Source: RefSeq, a predicted model, not a curated record
AUGUCGACCAUCCCCAAGUCCGAAGAAGAAUGGAGAGCGGUGCUUUCGCCCCAGCAGUUCAAAGUUUUGAGAAAGCAGGGUACCGAGGCCCCAUACACUGGCGAGUACACCUCAACGCCAGCCACCGAAACUGGCCAUUAUGCUUGUGCUGGGUGCAACCAGCCAUUGUACAAGUCACUGACCAAGUUCAUUGCCCACUGUGGUUGGCCUGCGUUCUAUCAGGCCCUUCCUGGGGCAAUCACAAUCAACCGUGAGACCUCAUUCGGUAUGGUUCGUGAGGAAAUGAGGUGCUCCAAUUGCGAUGGCCACUUGGGGCACAUUUUCAGAGGCGAAGGGUACAAGAAUCCUACCGAUGAAAGACACUGUGUGAACAGCGUAUCGAUUAAAUUUGACAAAGAGGAUCCAUAG